Messenger RNA from Atta colombica, 1613 nucleotides. Its product is annotated as transcription cofactor vestigial-like protein 4. The transcript has 5 exons. Bases 565 to 1062 code for a protein of 165 amino acids. The record is from RefSeq and is a predicted model, not a curated record. Gene Ontology annotation, molecular function: transcription coactivator binding. Lineage: Eukaryota; Metazoa; Arthropoda; Insecta; Hymenoptera; Formicidae. Gene Ontology annotation, biological process: negative regulation of DNA-templated transcription.
GGGAUGAGGACGAAUAGCCGAGGCUGCCUGUCGUGUCAAACGGGCCGUGCCGCGCGCGCGCGUCCACCCGCCCGCAUACCAUUAGAUUUUCGUGGUUUUCAAUGGGUACGGGUAACCGGCCGCAGCACGACGCGCCGACGACGUGAAGUGCCGUACGAUCUCGACAUCGCGUUCAUCCGAGUGUCAGAGCGCGCGGUGACGGCGAACUCCGGACCCCGGUGGGGCAAGAACGCAAGAAGUCAAGAAUUGUCGCCGCGUGAAACUUGUGUAUUUUUCGCAGGUGCGGCGCACAGUCGCGGGGCUACGCGGAGCGACGUCGGGGAGCGACGAGUCACGGAGCGCCUGAAUUUGCAACGUGGAAACGCAGACGGGCCAAAGACGACAUAUCUUUGUCAGAAAAACGACAACGAGGAAGGGGAUACCUUCUGUAAAAAGAAGAUUUGAAGAUCCACGAAGAAUUGUAAGGGUGCGCGCGAAUUUUGUGUGAGGGUGGCAUAAGAGGGAAGGAGAAAAAGAGGAAAAAGAGAAGGAAAGUUUGAACGGACGGAACGAACGAAAGAAGAGAUGUCUGCCGUCGAGAGUGCCUUGGACGUCCUUUCCAGAGCAGCGACAAUGAUGCAAGAGGAGAGAUCGAAGGUGACGAAUCUGCAUCGAAAACCAAGCAGUGCCUGGCGUAAGGACCGUAGGAGAGAUCCGAUUCAGAGCGAAGCGUUGGACAUGUCGAGAACGAAUAAUCAUCACAACAGACCGAGUGUGAUCGUUCCUCCUACGACGCAAGUUGGUAUUACAAUCGAGGACUCUGCUAUGACAUCGACGACGUCUGCCACGGCUUCAGGCGGACAGAGGACCAUUAUCAGAACGACGGGUGGCGUUUGUGUUAGUGAUCCCGCGAUCGAUGAGCAUUUCAAGCGGUCUCUGGGUCCGAAAAAGUACGCGGCCGUCUUCAACGCCACUACUACGGACAAGGAAACUGGUCUGAGUGUUGACGAUCACUUUGCAAAAGCACUCGGCGAGACUUGGACAAGGCUUCAGGCAACCAAUCGAACUAAGGACUCCACCUAACCACCGGAUAGACUUGCCAGAAAUCUUGUCAUCCUACUUGUCAUCGUCCUCGUCGUUGUCCUCAUCGUCGUUUGACGAUUGUGGUAACUUACUCGGGUGAAAUCGUUCCGCUAAAUAUACAUUAAUAAUAAGUCGUAAUCAAUAAGAAUUAGCUGAAUUCGCGACUAUAUUCGAGGAAUCUGCGUCCAAGUAAAACUACAAUUAGAGCAGGCCUGUUCAAUUUAAGUUUCGAAACCAAAAUGCAAUACCAUCGUAAAAAAUUCAAUAUAAGAUUUUAGGAACUAUAAACUAUUGAUAAGCAUCACUUAGAUGCGAAUCGUAAACACUUUACAGUGUAAAGUUUUACCGAAAUCUUACAUUGAAUUUUUUUGCGUCGAUGGCUUUGCGUUUUGACUCCAGAGUUCAAAUUGAACAGACCUGAAUUAGAGGAUAAAUAAAGGAAAUAAACGCACACGUCAGGAUACAAUUUUAUAAAAAUGCAAGAUCUUCAAAUUGGAUUUUCGUAUUGAUUUCGACAUUUCAGGAAAAAGCAUAUAAGUAAAUAAUUCAAA